Molecule: messenger RNA, 372 nt
Organism: Solanum dulcamara
Lineage: Eukaryota; Viridiplantae; Streptophyta; Magnoliopsida; Solanales; Solanaceae
Exons: 2
Coding region: 1-372 (123 amino acids)
Source: RefSeq, a predicted model, not a curated record
AUGGAGUUCAGUGUAACUCCUACACUGAAAAAUGAGAGGCUAUUUGCCAAGCUAGACUCUGGUUGUUAUGGAUUCAAAGAAGAUGAUGAUUUUGGUGGUAACAUUAAAGGUGGAGGUGGUGGUUGUUGUGGAGGCGACGGUGCAGGAGAAGAAGGUGGCAACAGUGGUAGUGGAGGAGGAAGAAAAAGAGGAAGUGCUGGUGGUAAAAGAGGAGAAAGUGGUGAUGAUAAAGGAAUAAAGGGAAGAAUUGGUGGUGGUGAAGGUGGUGACAGCAACAGAAGGGCAAGGGAUGGCGGCGGCAGAAGGGUAGAGUGGGAUGGUGUAGGGGGUAGGGGGAGGGGUGGGAUGGAAAAUAUAAGAGUUUUUUUGUAA